AUGUUUAAAUUGAUCACAUUCGCUAUCAAAAUACUUGUUUUGAUUAAAUUAUGCUAAGGGAGUGUAAUAAAUACAAAACAAGUAACUAUUUAUUCAAAUACUGAAAUGAUUAUUGACUCUUUUGAUGGAGUGCUAGUAGAUUCCAAAUUUACUUUUAAUUAAGAUUUCCAACUCUCAAAUCCUUGUAGUACAUUACCAUAAACGAUUAAUGUGACUCCGUACAACAAAAACAUCACAUAAAUAAUAAAUUAGGCUUUUGAGGAAAAUUUUGUGGACGGACAGUAAAAGAGCUCAACACCUAAAUUAAUCGGAAUUGGGAAGGUGGGAUUAGGAAUAAUUGUGUUGAGUAAAUAAGGUGUUUUAAUAUUUUAUACUUAAGAAAAUAACAAGUAUGAUAUAAGAUCAUUAUAGCAGUACUAAGAAUUAGAUGGAAUUGAAAAAGCAUUUAUAGAGUUUUUAGAAGACUAAAUAGUGAUUUUAAGUGAUAGGGAUGCGUGGAUUCUCAAACCUAAUUUUAGUUAGGAUAAUAUAUUUGAAAAUUCUCAUCUCGACAAAGUUCACAUGUAAGUUGGUCUUGGUAAUAUUCAUAAAUUACACGCAAUAUAAAACUAUUUGUUUCUCACCUUUCUUAAUUAGGGAUUCGGAAUUUAUAGACUGGAAAAUGCUCAAUUAUAGAUUCUACAAAAAGUAGAACUCAAACCUAUAAUUGAUUCCUUGGUAGUUGUAUAAGAGGAUAAAAUAAAUGUAUUAAUUUUAGAUCACGAAGUUGGUAUUCAUUUUUAUGUGUACAAUAAAACCAAUAAUGAGAUGCACAAAAAUUAGAACAUAAAUACAUUUAAGAUCAAUUGUAAUUUCUUUGAGUACGUGCAAUCUAAUUUGUUUAUACUGACAACUCAAGACAAUCCAAAUUUAAAUACCUUAUCAAUAUAUAGUCUCGACUUUUAAAACCCUUCUUUAAAUCUCAAAUAUUCUAAGCUAAUCGAAGGAGAAGUGCAAGGCAUUGAAAUAAUUACAGAUCACUUCAUCGUUUAUAAUCGAAGCUAAAUUACAGUGUUUUAUGGUAAUUUAGGAUAAAUUAUUAAACUUGAUAGCACAAAUUUCCUGAUACCUGGAUCUAAGUAAUUAAUUUUCAAAAAGAAUGAAUAAAAAUAAAAUCAAAUUGUAGGUAUCACAAAUAAUGAGUUUUUUGCACUUGAUGUUUCUAUCUCGAAAAUUCAUCUUUAAUGUUAUGUUACUCAAGAUUAUCCAGAUGAAUUUUCAUUCAAUUAUGAAUUAUCAACUGUUUUACCUACAGAAAAUAACUCAAUAAAGUAUGAUAUUUUUGUAAUUUUCCCAUUAAAAAGAUUGCAAAAAAUGAAUUGGAUUCUUACAGUUAUUUUGAUUAUUUUUUGUCUCAGCAUAACUAUCUUAAUUGUUUUGUUGUUGAAUUGGUACAAAUACUCAAAGAUUACGAAUCAAACAGGUGGUCAAUUUCAAGAAUUCGGAAUAGAUACUCUAAAGACAACUAAAAGAGUAGAACCAUAGGUAAAAGGAAAUGAGGAAACGGAUAAAAAUGUGCAAUGUUGUGAUGUCAUUUAGACUUGUCUUCCAGCUAGUCGACACCCUAUUAUCCAGAAUGAACAUUCACACUGA
Paramecium octaurelia is the source of this 1632-nucleotide messenger RNA. Lineage: Eukaryota; Ciliophora; Oligohymenophorea; Peniculida; Parameciidae. The record is from the annotation of a GenBank genome assembly.